CAGAUGUUAGUCUAUGUCAGAGACAGGAUGCCAACAGUUACUGUAACCUUCAGGAUUACAAAUGUGCCUGUGUAGAAGGCUAUCAUAUGGAUGAAUCCUCACUUUGUUUAUCAAACAUAGGAAGCGCCUGUAUGGAGAACGCAGAUUGUGAGAUAUUGGACAGUUUGUCCUAUUGUACUGUAGAGAAUAUAUGUAGCUGCUAUCCUGGCUAUAGUGCUAUAGGAUCAGGGAUGUGCAUGGUGCUAGGACUGCCAGGUAUAGACUGCACCUCAGCGCCAUCUGUCUGCCGUGCUAUUGACUUCAACUCUGAAUGCCGUGAAGACAGUGGGGCAUGCCUGUGUAGGG
This is a messenger RNA of Owenia fusiformis, 345 nucleotides long. NCBI's taxonomy places the organism in Eukaryota, Metazoa, Annelida, Polychaeta, Sabellida, Oweniidae. The record is from the annotation of a GenBank genome assembly.